Molecule: messenger RNA, 1038 nt
Organism: Lolium rigidum
Lineage: Eukaryota; Viridiplantae; Streptophyta; Magnoliopsida; Poales; Poaceae
Product: proactivator polypeptide-like 1
Exons: 5
Coding region: 1-708 (235 amino acids)
Biological process (GO): sphingolipid metabolic process
Cellular component (GO): lysosome
Source: RefSeq, a predicted model, not a curated record
AUGGCGUGUUCGACGAGGAGGCUCGCGUUCGUACUUGUGCUAGCAUUUUCAACCGUGGUAGCAGAGAGCAGACAUGCAUCUUGGGGGAGCACAGACCCAUAUGCCUGCAUAUUGAAAAAGGAAAGCAUGCCCCAAGUAAGCAGAGGAGAAGGAUCAACUGUGGCUAAUGAAAAGCUGUGCCAACUAUGCCAGCAAUACUCAACCGAAGCAUUAUUCUACCUCCAACAGAACGAGACCAAGGCUGAGAUUCUCGGCGUCCUUAACCACGCGUGCGCAAAUCUGGGACCUCUAAGACAACAGUGCAUCACGCUGGUCGACUACUACAUCCCAAUUCUCUUGUUGGAGGUCUCCGUGGUUAAACCUGAGCAGUUCUGUGAGUCGGCGCACCUCUGCCCGAAGGGGCCAGCGAUGCGGGUGUCCGCUAGAGGGGAGGCCUGUGGUCUAUGCCACCAGGCUCUUGUCGAAGUUCUGACCAUGCUAAAAGAUCCUAACGCGAAGCUGGAGAUAGUUAAGCUUCUUCUCAAAACAUGCAGCAAGUCGGAGCAAUAUGCACCGCUGUGCAAGAGGCUGGUGCUUGAAUAUACCCCACUAGUUCUGGUGAAACUCCAGAAGUACCUUGAGACAACAGACGUCUGCUACGCAAUACAUGCGUGUAAAACAGGCACGCCGGCAACGAUGGAAACCGCUCCUCUAUCUGUGGCUUUGUGAAGACGUGAAGACAAUGCAAAUCAACAGCAAAUGCUUCAAAAUCGAACCAGAUUAGAAUAAUUGAAGGUGAAAUGUAUGUGCAAGCUUUCUCCCCUAUGGCCAAACUGCCCAGUUACCAGUUAUGAAGGUUUGGCUUGGGUAGAAGUUUUAUUUGUACAUUUGGAGCCCUACUCUCUAAAGUCUGAAUUAUGCAGCAAGCCAUCAACUAUACUGUACCAUUCACUUCCCCAACAUACAAGCCCCUCAGAGCAGCAUACAUCUACGACAGAAGAUAUUAAACACUUGUAAUUAUCUCGUUGUAUCAACUACUAUUUUCCCAAUCGUGAUGGU